AGGGCAGAAAUGGUUGCAUGUGGGGGUUGCUGGAAAAGGAGGGAAGCGGCCAGCCUUUCUCUCGGCCCCUGCGUGAUAGCAUAAGCCACGUUGCUGCAGAGGGGGCCUGCAGGGGGGGAGUGCUGGAUUUUGCUUUCACUUCUCCCUCCGAGGGCUGUCAGACGCCUUCAUCCGGCCUGAGCUCGGCAAGGAAGCUGUGUGGGAUCGCCAGCCUGUCGCUGCUUCAUCACUGCCAUUGUGCAUGGUAACCGCUGCGUGGCCUUCCUGUGCCCUUCCUCCAAGACCUUUCUCGGUUUGAAAUGGAAGAUUUGGGAGAACCCAUUGAAGACGCUCUCCUUUUCGCUCUGGACAACCUCUCCGAGGAGAACUUCAAGAGGUUCAAGAACAAGUUGUGCUUCCUGAAGAUGGAAGGCAAAGCCAACAUCCCCCGCAGCAAGUUGGAAAAGGCUGACACGGUGGACACUGUAUGGCUCUUAUUUGAGGCCUACGGCAAGGAGGGGGCCUGCGAAGUGGCCAUCACAGUCUUCAGGGCUAUCAACUUGCAGGAUUCGGCCACCAGACUCCAGAAAUGGAAACAUAACGAUUGCAGGAAGAAAUAUAAAAGGCACAUCCAAGAGACAUUUUGGAGUAUCCCUGAAUUGGGCUGCUACCCUGCUGGUGCAACGGUGAGUCUCCACCAAAGAUACACAGAGUUGUUCCUCAGUAGAAGAUGUGGUCCCCAAGAGAGAGCCCAUGAGCUAGUGGCUGUGGAGAGAAAGCACCGGAAGAUGGAGGCUCACCCAGAAGAGGGGCUAGAAGUCGGCAUGGAGAACUUGUUUGAUUCAGAUGCCCAGGGGAAAAGCUCCAGAACCAUUGUGCUACUUGGACCCGCGGGGGUGGGGAAAACCACAGCCAUGUGGAAGAUAAUGCUGGACUGGGCAUCUGGCAAAUUCUGGCAGGAGAGGUUUGAAUAUGUCUUUUACAUAUCUUGCAAAGCAAUGAACUAUACCAGUGGGCCUAUGAGUGUAGGUGACCUGAUACUCAACACCUGCCCUCCAGGAACACUCCUAGUAGAAGACAUCUUGAUGAACCAAGACAACGUCCUCUUCCUCGUUGACGGCUUUGAUGAGCUGAAGGACUGUGGUCUUCCAAACGACAUCCUGAGCAGUGACCCCUGCAAAAAGCAGGCCACCACAACUCUGGUGAUGAGCUUGCUUAGGAAAAGACUCCUUGCCAAGUGCCAUCUCAUUGUGGCUACAAGACCCAUAGCUCUGGGUCCUCUCCUGCAGUGUCUGAGGUCGCCACAGUUUGUGGAAGUGCUGGGGUUCCGACCAGCUCAGAGGAAGGAAUAUUUCUAUCAUUUCUUUGAAGCCAAGGAAGAAGCCACUCAAGCCUUUGAAUUUGUGAGAAGGAAUGAAACUCUGUUCGACAUGUGCUUCCUCCCUAUUCUGUGUUGGAUUAUUUGCUCUACAUUCAGACAGGAACCCCAAAGGGACUUCCUUAAAGAUAUCCCGGAGUCUGCGACAUUCACAGAAAUUCACAUGCUGUUCCUCUGCAGCUUCUUUGGGUACCACUCCAAGCUGUGCAAUCUGGAAGGCCUCUGCUCCUUAGCAAAAGAUGGGAUGCUCCAUAAGACGAUGGCCUUUGGUGAAGAAGAGUUGAAAGAACAUGGCUUUGGCUGCUCAGACUUGGAAACCCUUUCUGCAAGUGGAAGAGUCCUCCAUCAGGAGGAUGCCUACAGAGCAAUAAUUUACAGGUUCGUUCACUUAAGCUUCCAGGAAUUCUUUGCAGCCUUGUUCUACCUUCUGGAUGCAGAUGGGAACCCAGCAGCGUCGUCAUUGAAAGACUUGAAUGAAGUUCUUGGAAAUAAGAAGCAGCAUGGCAGCAACUAUUCCAUGCUGAUGCGUUUCCUCUUCGGCCUCUCCAGUGCAAGAAGGCUGAAUCUCCUACAAAAAGCAUGGGGCUGCAAGAUGACCGGGACAAGGCUCUGCCAGGAGAUGCUGAGAUGGGUGGAGCAGGAAGCCAAGUGCCAGUCCUUCAGGAGGGGGGAGCAACUGCUGGAAUUGUGCCAUUGCAUCUAUGAGACUGAAGACCCUCAGUUUGCCGAGAGCAUCCUGAGGCACGUCUGCAACUUGGACCUCCAAGACCUGCUCUCUACCAAGCUGGAUUUUGCCGCUCUUUCAUUUUGUCUGCUAGCUGCUCCUAAUCUCCACUCACUUCGACUCUCUGGCCAUCAUCUGAGGCCUUCAACAUUCAGCCAGCUCCUACCAGGACUGCUGAAGCCCUUGGAGAUUCAGCUGAACUGUUGUGGUCUCACAGCUGCCGCAUGCAAAGAUCUUGCUUCCAUUGUGGUGACCAAUCAGAGUCUGGCCAGUCUGAACCUGGGUGAAAAUCCACUAGGUGAUUUGGGCGUGAUCCACUUGUGUGGUGGGCUUCUUGAUCCAGGUUGUAAAUUACAGAGUCUCCGGUUGCACCACUGCAGUCUCACAGCUGCUGCAUGUGAGCGCCUUUCGCUGGUCCUGGCAUCCAACCAGUUCCUCUCCGAGCUGGAUCUGGAAGAGAACCACCUGGGUGAUGGAGGAGCCAGGAAGCUGUGUGAGGGUCUGCAGCACCCACAGUCCAGGCUGCAAAGACUCAUGUUGCACCAUUGUGGUCUCACAGCUGGUGCGUGUGAAGAUCUGGCCUCUGUCCUGGAAACCAGUAAGAGUCUGAUGGAGCUGGGUCUUGGGGAGAACAACCUGGGAGACGAGGGCAUCCGGCAGCUGUGCGAGGUGCUGCGGAAGCCGCACUGUAAACUUCAGAGACUGGCAGUUACAAUGAGGACCCUAAAUCGCACUACCCAGAAAAAACUCCAAGCGGCUCGUGCUGCACGCCCUCAGCUAAUCCUGACCUCCUAUUAUCCGCCUGGCUACGCAGCCUUCCCGGGUGAAGGGUAAACAGGGCAGUCACACAAGAUUAUCGCUCAAGCUUCGAAAAAUGAAGAGACUGCUUACAGGUGUGAAAUCACUCCCAAGCAACAAGAACCACCGUCUGUGUCUGUGUUGGAAUUGCUUUUUAAUAUGUUUUUAAAACUUCUUUUUAAGAACAUAACACAUU
Messenger RNA from Rhineura floridana, 3075 nucleotides. RefSeq names its product NACHT, LRR and PYD domains-containing protein 3-like. The transcript is spliced from 7 exons. NCBI's taxonomy places the organism in Eukaryota, Metazoa, Chordata, Lepidosauria, Squamata, Rhineuridae. Gene Ontology annotation, molecular function: protein binding. Bases 300 to 2915 code for a protein of 871 amino acids. The record is from RefSeq and is a predicted model, not a curated record. Gene Ontology annotation, cellular component: cytoplasm.